Molecule: messenger RNA, 687 nt
Organism: Cetraspora pellucida
Lineage: Eukaryota; Fungi; Glomeromycota; Glomeromycetes; Diversisporales; Gigasporaceae
Source: the annotation of a GenBank genome assembly
AUGAAACUCUUACUUAGUGCAUUAAUCAUCCUUAUCAUGGUUUUUUCAACAAUAAACAAGGCAUUUUCUUCCUUUGCAGUUGAUAUUUAUCCUUAUACUACCUUUGUGACCGUAGAAGCAUUUAAUUGUACUAAAUUUUUAGGCUUUGAACGAGUCAUUAUUAGAGGUUAUUUUGAAGAUUAUGACCGUAAACAUGGAGGUUCUAUCGAUUCUAAUUUAUUAAAAAAUUACAAACAUGCUAAAAAAGGCGGGUACACUUACAUUGAUGUUUAUAUGUCCCCAUGUACUGGAAGGUCAACUUGUAAAACUCCUUCACAACAAGUUAAUGAAUUAGUACAAUUUAUUUCUACUCAUAAGUUAAUAAUUCAAACAAUAUGGUUAAGUAUUGAUAUAAAUCCAGAUUCUCAUAAUUGGGAUUUGGGUCCGAUUGAAAACAGAAAAAUAUUAAAAGAAUUCCUUACUGCUUGGAAAUCUACCGGUUCGAAAUUCGGUAUAUACACUAGUCAAUCUCAAUGGGAAAUGAUUACUGGUGAUAUAAAUUGGGUUUUAGAUUCUAGUAUACCUUUAUGGUACGCAAUUUAUGAUAGUCAUCGUAUUUUGGAUGAUUACCAAAUUUUUGGUGGAUGGACUCAGGGUACGGGUAAACAAUAUGCUGGUGAUUCAAAGUUCUGCGGAGGAAGUUGGUAA